Messenger RNA from Puccinia graminis f. sp. tritici CRL 75-36-700-3, 474 nucleotides. RefSeq lists its product as uncharacterized. The record is from RefSeq and is a predicted model, not a curated record. The transcript has 2 exons. The coding region runs from base 1 to 474 and encodes 157 amino acids. NCBI's taxonomy places the organism in Eukaryota, Fungi, Basidiomycota, Pucciniomycetes, Pucciniales, Pucciniaceae.
AUGGGGCUCAAAGUUUUACAGACCUCGUCGGGCGCCCCCCGGCUGUGUCGGCUCGAUAUCUCCUCGAAGCGCAGGAGCAGGAAAGACCCGUACCAAAAAAAACAAAUCUACUGUUGGCCAAUACAUGACACCCUUCCUGAAUUGAUGGCAAAAGCAUUUGCCGUCCAAUUCUGUGUGGUGGAGAGCUUGUAUGCGCUAGGCCUACAAUUUAUCGGCUACAUAUAUGCCAUCUCGGCUUCAGACUCAUCGCUCUUGAGUCAGGCAAAGGCCAUGCAUCUCGGAUGCUCUUAUCCUGACCGCAUCAACAUGCAGGACUGUUUCCUACUGGAUGCGUCUGUCCCGGCUUUUAUCCUUUAUUACACUUUGGAGGUUAGACUUGCGGGCCAUCAUGCCCAACCGCGUUCGCUCGGCAGCAGGCGCUUUUGCUCCUCGGAGAGCCUUGGACAAGUUCGGCCCAAAGCCAGCGCCGUGUGA